Messenger RNA from Zingiber officinale, 1787 nucleotides. RefSeq lists its product as uncharacterized. Bases 1 to 1686 code for a protein of 561 amino acids. The record is from RefSeq and is a predicted model, not a curated record. The transcript has 7 exons. NCBI's taxonomy places the organism in Eukaryota, Viridiplantae, Streptophyta, Magnoliopsida, Zingiberales, Zingiberaceae.
AUGACGACAGUUCGCCACGUGGCGUUUGGUCAUUCGAUGCAUUUAAUGAGCGCAUGCUCAGCCCUAAUAUCGAAGAUUGGCACGGGUUACGAGGAGAUCGAGGAAGUUCAUCUUCAUCCACAACGUCUUGCGACAAUGUUGUGUAACUCGGUGAUAAUGCAGUCUCUCCUUAUUUGGACUACAUCACUUCUCAUGGGCGGUUAUCAUGGUGCCGUGACAUUUGGAUUAUCAUGUUUAAGCAUUUUGCUCAUGUGGAUCGGUUCACUAAGCUUGACAAUCUUGGUUGCCAUUCUAAUACCAUGUAUUUCUACCUCCCCUGUACCUUAUAUUGCAAACCCGUGGUUAGUGAUUGGCUUAUUUGGUGGACCUGCCAUGCUUGGGGCAUUAGCUGGUCAACAUCUGGGCUUUCUUUUCAUCAUCAAAUAUUCAAGAGACGUUUUUUCUAAGAGAGUGCCAAUAUUACCAUCACAGACUCUAGAAAAUGUAAUUCGGUUGGAGGCUGAAAGAUGGCUUUUCAAAUCUGGUUUUAUUCAGUGGCUUAUUCUUCUUAUAGUCAGCAACUACUUCAAGGCUGGGAGUUCAUAUGUUGCCCUUGUUUGGUUGGUCACACCAGCUUUUGCUUAUGGUCUAAUGGAAGCAACACUGACCCCAUCACGGCUUCCCAAGCAGCUUAAAAUUACAACACUAAUUCUGAGUCUAUCACUACCUAUUUUGCUCUCUUCUGGUACACUAAUUCGGGCUGUUGGCACAAUAAUUGGCAUUCUUGUCCGAUCGGAAAGGAACCCUGGUGCCAGACCCGAAUGGCUUGGGAGUCUUGUAGUUGCUGUAUUAGUUUCUGCAAUUGUUUGUCUUACACUAGUUUACCUCCUUUCAUACAUUCAUCUUUCAGGUGCAAAAAGACCAGUGAUCAUUUCAAUUCUUAUGCUUCUCGCACUUGCAUUGGCUGCUGUAAAUACUGGCCUCUUUCCAACAUUUACCGAAGACUUUUCUCGGGCUGUAAAUGUUGUGCAUGUGGUGGAGACAAAAGGAAACUCUGAUGAAAAUCAAGAUGCAUCAUCCUUCAUUUCAUUAUUCUCUUCUACCCCUGGAAAACUGUUUGAAGAAGCAAAGAAUUUAAAGGAUGAAGAAUUCACUUGUGGAUGGAAUAAGACGGUUGAUUAUGUUUCUUUUACUGUUAAAUAUGGCUGCUGGAGUUCCAAAGAUUCCAGAAGUGGAUGGAGUAAUUCAGACAUCCCUGUAGUCCAUGUUGAACAUGAUUCUAGGACGAUAAAUGGUAGAGAAACGAAAGUAUUUAUUGACGCUAAAACUUCAAAACGUUGGUCCCUUGCUAUCAAUAGAGAAGCAAUCAGAGACUUCACAUUUGAAGCUGACGCGCAAGAAUUGGUACCAGUUGGCAGCAAGAGUGAGGUCGAUGGAUGGCAUUUUAUUCAGUAUUCAGGUGGAAAAAAUGCUCCCACUAAAUUCAAUUUGAACCUUUAUUGGUUAGACAACACCACGCAUUCAUCACAAGGAGCUUAUAAACCUGGUGGCUCCCCUCUCUUACUGAAGGUAAGGACAGAUUUGGACAGAGUCACACCAGCAGUUAAGAGGGUUCUGGAGAAGCUCCCGCCUUGGUGUUCCCUGUUCGGUAAAUCCACCUCGCCAUACACAUUCUCUUUCUUAACCACUCUCCCAGUUGAUUUCUAGAUACUCUCUCUCUCUCUCUUGUAGUAGAGCACUCUUGCUUUCAGAAUUUGGAUGUAUUAUGUAUAAGAUGUUAUUUAAAACAAUGUGGGAUGGUUUUGCCA